ACGGUGUGUAUAAAAAGUAAACUAUCUAUGAGGGAAACAGCAGUCAGAAGUGGUUUACUUAGCUUCCCGGAGCUUUCUCCUGAGCUGAUGCCAGUGUCCGAACGACCCAAACCAAGUUACUGUCUAGGAUCUAUAUAAAGCCAUAUUCAGCUUAAGGUCUGGAUCUAGACUGGCCAAUAAACGGACCAGGUCCAUUGCCGCUAUGGAAGGAAACAUAUUACGAAGAGUGCUGGAGGUGAUGAAAUUCGUGGCAAUGGUUAUCUUUUUUCUGCAGUAUACAUCUGCAAAUGCCGACACCACCACAAUAAAUCUCGGGGAAGACGCUAUCACUGUCAUUUCGUCGCCAAACUAUCCAUCCAACUACAAUUCGAACCUCGACCUCAAUUGGGUCGUCACGGCUCCAGAAGGUUACAUCCUCGAGGUACAGAUGCUAGACCUGUCCCUCGAGUCCGAAUACGACUUCCUUUGCAUCGGUUACGGUCUCGGUCCCGAUGAACCCGGUUCCUGGGAGCUCCUGAAACUGACCGGGUCGGAUAUCCCCAGUGGAACAACUACACCCGGUCACACGAUGUGGCUCAGAAUGACAACGGAUGUUUCAAAUGUGGACCAAGGCUUCAGUGUUCGCUUGACAGCAACACCCAGCCCUGGAUGCAGCAGUGGUGAAAUCGAGUGUUCCAGUGGACUCUGUGUCAGCGAAUCUGUGAGAUGUGAUGGAAAUAACGAUUGUUUUGACUUUACUGAUGAGGAAUACUGUCCUAUAUGUGAACAAGUUCGAUUCGAUCCCUGUCGAGAGAACCUGGCCUACAAUUUGACGUUUUUCCCGAAUCGCAAUGCAGAGUCGGCUGAGGAUGCACAAGGAAGCUUCACACAAAUCGCUGCUGCUAUCUCAUCUUGCCACGAUCUUCUGUUCCCGUUCCUGUGCUCUGUGUUUUACCCAGAAUGUCCCCACAACGGCCCAACCCAUCGCGUGUGUUACUCUGACUGUAUGGCAGUCACUGGGGCAUGUCAGGCAUCCUUUGAGCAAGCCCUCGAUCGUCCAUGGCCUGUCAACUGCUCCAUGUUUACAGAUGAACAGGAAGAAGAUGGAAGCUGUUUCGGUCCUUCUGGAGAUCUUCUUGAUACUGAUAUUUGCGGGACUCGCCCCGGGUAUGUCCCGAGCCAAUACAGGAUUGUUGGUGGUAUCAACGCGCGCCGAGGUGAAUUUCCAUGGAUUGGCUCGCUACAAACUGGAAGUGAUGAAAGUGAAUUUGGCGGACAUAUUUGUGGGUCUACCCUUAUCAGCUCCCAGUGGGUUCUUACCGCCGCUCACUGCGUUGAACUCUACGUAGACCGUGUAGUUUUCGGGAACACGUACUUGACGAGUGACUCUGACGCCGAGGUAUCUGUCGAGGUGGCUGACGUUUUUAUCUAUCCCGAAUACGACAUCUACAAUAUCCUUAAUGACCUUGCUCUGAUACGACUUGCGGAACCUGUAACCUUCAGUGACUACGUUAGACCAGCCUGCCUGGCGGAAUCCUCUGAUGAACUUAACGCCUAUCGUCGUUGUUUCAUUGCUGGAUGGGGAAUAAUACAGGAAGGCACAGACCCACUGUCACCUAGCUUGAGGAAAGCAGUCGUCAACCUUCUUGACCGAGAAUGGUGCGAUUCCGAAUUCUCGUACAACGGAACACUGACAGACGCAACGAUAUGUGCUGGUUAUGAAGAAGGCGGCAUCGAUUCUUGCCAGGGAGACAGUGGUGGCCCUUUAACCUGUGAAGGUGAUGACGGUCGAUGGCACCUGGUGGGAGCAACAAGCUUCGGAAAUGGAUGCGCGAGAGAACUCUUACCAGGAAUUUACACCCGAAUCUCACCAUUCCAGUCAUUCAUUACAGCAGUAGUUUCGGGUGCAAUAACACCGGGUGUUUUUGAAAUCAACCUUGAGCGAGGGACACCCGUGACCAUUACCUCUCCGAACUACCCCUCCCCGUACAACGUUGGCGAUAUCAUCGUCUGGAAGGUAUCGGCACCUGUCAAUCACAGCGUCCGACUGGACAUCGUCGACUUCGCUACUGAGCCUGAUUACGACUACUUGUUUGUUGGUGACGGGCUUACACCGCUGAGUUACACUGAGCUUGCAAGGCUAGACGGCUUUGAUUUAAGACCAAGUUUGACGUCACAUGGCCGUCAUAUGUGGAUGAAGUUCAGCAGUGAUAUACUUUAUACAGAGAGGGGGUUCGAAUUGACUCUUAACGCUGUGGAUCCAAGAGAUGAUAAUCCCGUUAUCUUGGUGGAUGAGACUAUGGUUCAACAGAUCCAAUCACCAGACUUUCCUCUUGAACCAAGCAACAACUUGUACGAUGUUUGGCGGAUCAAGGCUCCUCAGGAUUAUAGCGUGAGGGCGCACUUUGAAUUCUUCAAUCUAACCUUUGGGUCUCUUCUUACAGUAGGCCACGGUCCUAGUCCUUUAUCUUCCUCAAUCCAAUGGGAAUUAACUGGGAGUGAAAUACCAGAAGACAUAAUAUCCCCUGGCCAGGAGAUGUGGUUUAGAUUUGUGACCGACAAUGGAUUCACCAGCAGAAGAAAACGAAGAGCGGUUGAGUCACUCACUGGAAAUGGGUUCUUAGUUAACCUCACUGCAGAAAGGACAGAGGAUAUCAAUGAAUGCUCGAGCAACCCGUGUGACAAUGGAGGAACUUGUACUGACCUUCUUGGAGGUUUCCAGUGCUUCUGCCCAGAUGGGUUCAAGGGUGAAUACUGUCAAAGGGAGGUUGACGAGUGCAUGAGCAACCCCUGCCAAAACAAUGCCACUUGCGAAGACAGAGUCAACAACUUCACAUGUAUCUGUCCGAUUGGUAUGACUGGAGUGUACUGCCAGACUGUCGUGGAUCCAUGUUGUGAUGACCCCUGUACAAAUGGAGGCACUUGCAUGACGGUUGGGCUUAGUUAUCAGUGUCAAUGUGCUUCCGGUUUUACAGGUCCACGAUGCGAAACAGUCGUUGUAUGCAGCAGCAACCCGUGUCAGAAUGGAGGCUCUUGUUCACCUAGUGGGGCAGGGUAUACGUGCAGAUGUGCUUCCGGGUACACUGGGCAGAAUUGUGAGACUAUAAUGAUUGGUCCGUGUCAAAGCAACCCCUGUAGUGGAGCUGCCAGCUGCGAGGUAUAUGGAGGAAGCUAUAGAUGUGUAUGCAGACAAGGAUUUACCGGGUACAACUGUGACAUUGAUGUAAACGAGUGUUCAAGUCUUCCAUGCCAGAAUGGAGGUCGAUGUAUCAACGGCGAGGGGCGAUACACCUGUCAAUGUCGUACGGGAUACUCCGGCGUCAACUGCGAACAGGCUGGUUACUGCGAUUUAGAAGGGGAGUGGUACAACGAAUGCAACGACAGGAUUACUAUCACCUUGACAUCUAGUGGGCUUGUUCUAGGAGAAUAUAUGACAACUGAAGAGAUCACUUUAGGCUUCUCUGCACCUACAGUAGUGGUGGGCUAUGCCAACCAGAACAAGGACUUCCCAACCUUUGGGUUUCUAGUCGGUAGAAACAAUGGUCAAUCUACUACCAGCUGGUCUGGUCAAUGUCAACUCUGUGAUGGGGAAGAAGUCCUUUAUACGACUUGGACGAAUACCAUUGAAGCAAACACGUGUUCAGACAUCAAACGAUCUACUCGGUUGGGGCAAGACAGAUGGACCCGAUAUCAGCAGAGUAUAGCACCGCAAAGAAAUAUUUAGCAAAGUUGAAAUCACUGACUCGUAUCCUGAACUCCAUUUUUAACUGUAACAGUGGUCUACGGGUAACUAAAUUUGACUCAAGUCUUCAACAAGUAAGGGUCGAUUUACUAUUUCAACUUUAACCAUGGACUAUGGGUAGCCACAUUUGACAAAUAUAAUCAACAGUUGAUGAUGGUCAAUUUACUACAUUUUAAACUUAAAGCAUGGGUCUGGGUAACCAAAUGUCACUCAAACAGUUGAUGUUCAAUUUAUUACAAAGUUGGAUAUGAAAAAAAAAUUGAAAUUGUCUGGCAGUGGUAAGAAAAACGAAUUACCUUAAAACGGAAUGCAGUAAACAUAAUAGAAAAUAAAAUUUUAACAAAGUUUUGAUACAUUUGGCUUCCCAUAGGUUUAGCAAAGAUUAAGACUGUAGGUUGAUAAAAACCAUUGGUUGGAGUAUGGUCCACCCAGGUAUAUAUGCAAUGUGUCUAAUCUAUUUGGACCAUAAAUAUAUUAUGAACAAGUGGGCACUUCAUCAUUUUUCUACAAAUUAUUGUAACUACCCAGGUCUUUCGGGUUCUUCCGAAAUCGCAUUUUGUUUCAUAUUUUUAAAGACUCCAAAUGGUUCUUGGAAGGUUCUGUCCAUUAAUGAAUUUUAUAAUGUGUAAAUAUUGUUUUUAACCACUUUCUAUCUUUUUAUGAUAUUAUCAUAAUCGAUCAAAAUGGUAAUCCCAUAAUUACAUCUGUCGUGAAAUUCACACUAAAACGUCACGCGAGGUUCACCUAAACCUUAAGAGUCAAAAGGAAGGAUUCUUUGGCCGGUAAAUACCGAAUAUCUCAAAGUAAACACCAGCAAUUUGUUUUUGUUCGGCUUCCAAGUACUUCCUUAAGUACAGCAUGUACAGAAAGGGUCACAAUGAAAAAGUGAAAUAUCUUCAACGAACAAAUCAAAUAUUUCUGUUUACUAAAUGUGUAUGACCAAAUCUUGAUUUAGUAUAGGUACCAAAUUCAAUUUUCAAGUACUGAAUCUUGUCUAGUUGAUAAUGUGAAUGCUGCUUGCGUCACAAUGAAAUGGCUGAUUGCAUAAUAAUACAGGUGAAUCUGCCUGUGUUAACCGGAGAAAUAUGUUCGACUUUGUCAUGAACACAUUGUUUGCAUAUUCUGGUGUGAAAUAAUGCUUCGAGUAAGGUGAUUGAUUUAAAGGGUUACUCCAGGCUGAAAAUUCACCAAGAAAAAUGCUGAAAAUUUCAAUAAAAAUCUGAUUGCAAAUAACGAAUUUAUUGAAUUUUAAAGUUGUGCAAUAUUUUUGGGAAACAGUUAUUUGUACAUCGUCAUGAAUAUUUAUUAGGUGAGCUGAUAAUGUCAAUUCCUCAUGUUAUUAUUUGAAAUAAUAAUAAUUUCAUAAUAUACAUGUAUAUGACAUUCUCCUUAAAGGGGAAUGAAACAUUUGGAAUAAGUAGGAUUGUGUCGAAACAGAAAAAAAUAAAAGAAACAGAUCAACGAAAGUUUGAGAAAAAUCGGACAAACAAUGAGAAAGUUGUAAGCAUUUGAAUAUUGCAAUCACUAAUGCUAUGGAGAUCCUCCCAUUGGCAAUGCGACAAGGAUGUGUGAUGUCACAUGUGAACAACUUUCCCUUUGAUGGACUAUAAAAUACCCCCAAAAUGUCUCUUUUUGCUUUUUCUUAUGGUGAUACGAACUCUUUAUCCAUGAUGUAUUCUUUGAAAAUAUGUAUUACAUGCCCUCCUAUAGAAAGAACAUAUGAUCUACUGAUAGAUGUGAUAAAAGAGGCAAUUUUUUUCCCAUCAGCUUACUUCACCUACUGAAGUCGUUUCUUACCCCUAUUCUCCUGACUUUAAUGAAAAAACUGCUGAGACCCACAUUGUAAAGUUAAAAUGCUGCACUAAAGAGUGCAAUUCACGCUCACUCAUGCAUGGAAUUUCAAUUUGAUAAUUCAUGAAAUUUGCUUUAACAAUUUAAAUUGAUAAUGAAUGACCAUUAAUUCAUCACAACACCCUCAAGUUUGCAAGUUCCAAGGAACUCGCCUCUCAAAAACUGAAAGAAACCGAAAGGCUAAUUCCGGCCCACCCUAAUUUUCAUACCCUUUGUUUAAGUGGGUAGUGCUCACUCAAGCAUGAAUAGAUUUCCAAUAUUUUUGUGUCAUUUGAAAGAUGACUUUAUUGACUUUCCAUAUAUAUAAGUCUUUCCCCAAAAAGUGAUAUACUUUUUAUUUGGCAGCCAUUUCAAAAGUGUAUAGUUUUUUGGGGGGACGCACUGUAGAUAGUUAGAAGAGUUGUCGUUAGUAUCUGAUUACUGUAUGGCUUGUGCUCUGUUAUGUAGGAUUUAUAUUUUUUUUUAAGUUUUUAUGUAUGUGUGGGUGUAUUAAUGUAUGUAUGGAGAAACUGUAUGUAGUAAAAUAUUUGAAAUAAAGUUUGUAUAACGGCG
Messenger RNA from Lytechinus pictus (painted urchin), 6124 nucleotides. RefSeq lists its product as uncharacterized. Lineage: Eukaryota; Metazoa; Echinodermata; Echinoidea; Temnopleuroida; Toxopneustidae. Bases 203 to 3703 code for a protein of 1166 amino acids. Gene Ontology annotation, molecular function: protein binding; serine-type endopeptidase activity; biotin binding. The record is from RefSeq and is a predicted model, not a curated record. The transcript is spliced from 21 exons. Gene Ontology annotation, biological process: proteolysis.